AUGGGUUCAUUGCCUUUUGACAGCGAUGAGACGCUAGGGAAAUCCAAAGUUGUGCACCCGAUGCCUCCGUGGAAACACGGAGGAAGAUAUACUCUAAUCCUGGGCUACUCCAUUGGUCUGCUUUUUAUAUGCAACUAUGAUCUCAAUAAGGAUUUUACUUUGUGGAACCCGUCAAUUCAAAAGUUGAAGAAGCUUCCCUUCACAACCCUUGAGCCGCAUCCAUCACCAGGUUUAGAGAUAUCCCGUUCCCAUAUUACAAAUGGAUUCGGGUACGAUUCAGCCAAUGAUGACUAUAAACUCCUGGGGAUUUUGGAGCUUGCUAAUAGCGACGAUGUUAUCGUGAGUUCUCAAGUCCAUGUUUAUAGCCUAAAAUCCCACUCAUGGAAAAGGAUCCAAAACACGCCUUGCGAUGGUUAUAGUUUUUCAGAAGAUUCAGAUAGCAUCGUGUUUCUCAAUGGUGCUCUAAGUUGGCUCAUGUCUAAAGAGUCAGAUGAUGCAGAUAAGUACAUGAUCGUAACCCUUGAUCUUGCCAGUGAGAAAUGUCGGGAGUUUCCCAUCCCAGUGGACAGGAUUAACAUUGACAUUUCUAGCCUGGAUUUGGAGGUCUUAGGGGACUAUCUGUGUAUUUCUGUUAAUUGUUUCUGGUGUCGAAGUGAGGCUUGGAUUAUGAAGGAAUAUGGGGUGACAGAAUCUUGGAGCCUUCCUUAUUCUAUUGAAUGA
Prunus persica (peach) is the source of this 720-nucleotide messenger RNA. Its product is annotated as F-box protein CPR30. The transcript has a single exon. Lineage: Eukaryota; Viridiplantae; Streptophyta; Magnoliopsida; Rosales; Rosaceae. The record is from RefSeq and is a predicted model, not a curated record. The coding region runs from base 1 to 720 and encodes 239 amino acids.